Ochlerotatus camptorhynchus is the source of this 2133-nucleotide messenger RNA. It is a transcript of the gene Rlip, whose product is annotated as Ral interacting protein. Bases 134 to 2065 code for a protein of 643 amino acids. Gene Ontology annotation, molecular function: small GTPase binding; GTPase activator activity. The transcript is spliced from 6 exons. The record is from RefSeq and is a predicted model, not a curated record. Gene Ontology annotation, biological process: small GTPase-mediated signal transduction. Lineage: Eukaryota; Metazoa; Arthropoda; Insecta; Diptera; Culicidae.
UAACGAUUUGUAUUAGGUAUUUUAAUUUAGAAUAGAAUUUUUAAGGGAAUUUUCAAUUGAUUAUUCGAGAAAUUGCAAGAAAAACAGUGUAUUUUAUUGGUGCGUCAUUUACGGGUAAUCGUUCCAGUCUCAGAUGGAUUUCGACAGUCCAGACGUAGAAAAAGACUUUCCCGGGCUGUAUGCUUCGGAAACCGGUGGUAAAAGCAAAAAGGAUGACAAGGAUUUUGUCGAAGCAGAAGCGGAAAAAGUAAGCAAGAAAGAGCUUCUAAUCGGUCGGAGAAAGGACAAGAAAGAGAAAAAAUCUGCCUACGCCGCUUUGGAAGGUGAAAGCUCUCCAGAGGAAGAGUUGGAAACAAAAAGCCCUUCGAAGUCAAAAAAAUCGAAAGCAUUCAAAUUUCCUUCCAAAAGCAAGGAAAAACGCGAAAAAUCCCGUGAGAAAGAGAAACCGGAAUGUUUUAAAUUAGAGGACACGAAACAGCCAGAAAAGCCGGAGAAGGAGAAGAAAAAAGAUAAAGAUAAGAAAGAUAAGGACAAGAAGGAAAAGUCUAAGGAUAAAAAGGACAAAAAGUUAAAGCAAAGUAGCGUCAGUGAGGAAGUUCUAGAAUUAGGAGAUGCUCAGCCCAUCUUCGGUGUUUCGCUGGGGCUUGCAGUAGAACGUAGUCGAUGUCACGACGGUGUUAAUCUCCCGCUGGUGGUGCGCGACUGUAUUGACUAUUUACAAGAGCAUGGAUUGCGAAGCGAUCAAAUUUAUAAAGUAGAAGCGGUUAAGACGAAGCUGCAGCAGCUUAAAAAGUCCUACAACAAUCGUGAAGGAAGCUUUACAAACGAGUUUGACACUCCAACAGCGUGUGGAUUGCUGAAGCUAUUUCUUCGAGAACUUCCGGAACCGAUCUUGACUACUGAUUUAUCGACACGAUUCGAAGAAGCAGCCUCGCACUCGCAGGUGUCGCAGCAGGAGCAAGAGCUUGUCGGUCUGGUCGAGCAACUACCCAGCUGCAAUAGAACACUACUGUCGUGGGUUAUCCUUCACCUGGAUGUUGUGACGCAAAAUGAAUCGUACACCAAGAUGAACGCCCAGAACAUUGCAAUGCUUCUCAGCCCAACGUUGCAAAUGUCCCAUCGCUUGUUCGUUGCGAUUCUGUGCCACUGCAACAAUCUCUUUGCGGAUACAGAGCUGCUAAAAUAUGUUCCUCCUAUCACCGCAUCAAGCCCCAAUCUACCGGAAACACCGGACGAAAUUUCGACAGAGUUGAAGAAGCAAGAGAGCCUACUGGCACAAAUACAUGCUGAGAUGAAUGCAGGAUUUGUAUCAAAGAAACGCGAAGAGCAGCUAUGGGAAGUGCAGCGAAUCAUUACACAACUCAAAAGAAAACUUAAAUCGUUCGAGAAAAAAUCCGAUUGUACCCAGAAAAGUUUGGACGACACCGUUGAUGGUGAUAUUUCAAUCGAUUUGAACAAAGCCAAGUUAUCCUGUUCCGAUGACGAAUCCUCAAUAAAAACCGUCACUGGCAUAUCUACUGAAUCGGCAACGAACACUGAGACGAAAAAUACUCCUCAUGAAACACCUGAGGAUGUUGCACUCAUCGAGCAGAAAAUAAGCGAAACUGAAUCACCUGAAAACGUGCAGGCUGACCAACCGGCAACCGUCGUUCACACAAGUGCCGAUCCUGCGAAAUCGGCUGAACAAGUGAUUGUCACAGAUAAUGGCUUCAUGCUGCUCCAAGAAAAUCAUCCGGACUAUCUGCUGUUGAUUCGUUUGCAACUUGAAAAUCAGGAGUUGCUAAAUUGGAAGGCACAACUGCAGGCUAGAAUCAAUGCAGAACGAGUGGAAAUCGUUCGAAUGAAAAAAAUAUUGAUUACAGACAACGGAAUUACCCACGGGCCAAGCAGUUUGGAUAGUACUGUCAGUGAUAAUGAAGAUUACGAACGGUUGAUUGCUCAUUAUGCAAAAGAAAAUGCACUUUUGGAACAAAAGCGUCAAAUGCUCGCAAAAGAAAUUUUUGAGGAAAGUAAAGCUUUGAUUCAGAUGCAAGUUGAUCUGGCUUUGAAUCGUUAUAAAAUAUAAUUGACUUUUAAUCAACUAAAUGACUAAACUCUCUAAGCAUGCAUUAAUGUUCAUGUUAAAUAAAUGUA